Messenger RNA from Syzygium oleosum, 433 nucleotides. RefSeq lists its product as uncharacterized. The coding region runs from base 68 to 433 and encodes 121 amino acids. The transcript is spliced from 2 exons. The record is from RefSeq and is a predicted model, not a curated record. NCBI's taxonomy places the organism in Eukaryota, Viridiplantae, Streptophyta, Magnoliopsida, Myrtales, Myrtaceae.
CCAGAUCAUCACACCAAGCGGAGACACUCCCUCGUCACAUAAACUGGUCAAGCAACUGAAUCCAACCAUGAAGGCAGCAUUUGCGCUCUUCCUUGUCCUUGUGCUGAUUGUGGUAGCUCUACAAGCCCAUGCAAAGCCCAUGAAUCUGCAGGGGCGUCAGCUUGCCGAUGCGAGCAUGGGCCGCAAAGCUGUUGCUGGCAGUGGCGAUGCUACCGUUUCUUCUACUUCUGCCGCUACUAUUACUUCAAGAAAGACCGAUUCCACCAGCACUACUAGUACUUCUUCUACUCCUACCACUGCUACUACUACAGGCAACACCGACGCUCAAACCGGGCCCCAGCGGGAGAAGAACGACGAAUUCAACUACUACUCAAGCACUCCAGUCGACUCCAGAGGCUAUGGUCACCGUGUGAUCCCGUGCCCCUGCCCCUAA